GCUGUGAAAUGUUAAACAUUUUAGGACGAUGAUUGUCUAUGGCUAACUAUUUUUGCAUCCCUCGAUUUUCCGGGAGAAAAAGAAAAUAUGUCUAUCCCUUACAGUGGAACUGUACGAAGAUCAGGGGGUGUAGUAUCAGCAAUUGCGAAACAACUCAGGGGUGUAAAUCUCAAGGCAGCUAAAAGAAUCACCGUCAAAUUUGAUCCUUUUAGUGAUAAUGUUGGGCAUACAAGGAACUUUCUUCAUUUUAUAAGUUCACCAAAAAUUGCUGUAACAAAUCCAAACUGCUCCCUUAAAACUGAGGUAGUGUGUGAUCGUAGUGAACCAACAAUUAACAUAUCUAUUGCUCCUUCAAUUGCAGAAUCAGCAAAAGUGAAAAACGUGGUAAUCAAAAGUAGCAACCUUACAUGCUUAGAAAUUCUACAAUUAUUGAAUAAGCAUAUCUCCUCACUGGCUCCAGUGGAACAAGUGUCUUCAGUUGUGCAAACUAAAUCUGAGAAAAAGAAAACAAAAAAGAAGUAA
Molecule: messenger RNA, 522 nt
Organism: Papilio machaon (common yellow swallowtail)
Lineage: Eukaryota; Metazoa; Arthropoda; Insecta; Lepidoptera; Papilionidae
Gene: mRpL53
Product: 39S ribosomal protein L53, mitochondrial
Exons: 3
Coding region: 88-522 (144 amino acids)
Cellular component (GO): mitochondrial large ribosomal subunit
Source: RefSeq, a predicted model, not a curated record